AUGUCUUGGUCGAGACCCCUGCUUUUCUGUUUGCUGUUCAGCUUUGCUGAGCUAAUUGUAGCUCAAAUAAAAUACUCGACUCCAGAGGAAGUUAAAAUUGGAUCUAAUGUUGGAAAUGUUGCCAAGGAUUUGGGCCUUGAUGUGAGUACAUUGUUAAACAGGCGUUUUCGUAUUGUGGCUGGAGCUCAAGACGCGCUAUUUGAGGUAAACCCGAACAAUGGGGUUUUGUAUGUUGAUAAGAAUAUCGACCGGGAACGUCUGUGCGACAGGAAUGGUCCUUGUUUAAUAGAUCUGAAAAUCGUGGUUGAAAAUCCACUUGAAAUCCAUUAUGUCACAGUGGAAAUAACUGAUGCAAACGACCAUGUACCGACAUUUAUCGAGAGAGAAAAGGUUAUAGAAAUAGCUGAGCAUACAUCGCCAGGAGCACGAUUUCAGUUACCUGUCGCACGAGAUCCAGAUAUCGGAAUUAAUUCAGUCCAGCGCUAUAAACUCAGUCAAAACGAUCAUUUUAAUCUUGAAAUUAGAGAAAGGGGAGAGGACAAAAUCCCUUUCUUGGUGCUGCAGAGGCACUUAGACAGAGAGCAGAAAACAAACCAUAGCUUGGUUUUAACCGCUAUGGAUGGGGGGACACCGCAGAAGUCAGCAAAUAUUAAUCUUACCAUAAAUGUUCUCGAUAUCAAUGAUAACAGACCAACUUUUUCGAAGGAGGUUUAUUCUGUAUUAUUACAAGAAAAUGUUGCUUUGGAUGCGGUUGUAACAAAAGUGCAGGCAACGGAUCUCGACGAGGGAGCUAAUGGGGAUGUCGAAUAUGCAUUUGGAGGCGACAUUAACUCCAAGGUUUUGGAGCUAUUUACUCUAGACAGAAAUACUGGCGAAAUAAAGGUUAAAGGACAAAUUGACUAUGAAGCAGCUGAUGUUUAUAAUUUAGACGUCCAAGCCUCGGACAAAGGUCAGCCUCCGACGACAACAGACUGUAGAGUUAUAAUAAAGAUUCAAGAUGUGAAUGACAAUGAACCAGAAAUAGAGGUGACAUCUAUAUCUAGCAUGGUCCCAGAGGAUUCAAAACAAGGUACCGUGAUCUCUCUUAUUAGUGUUACCGACAUUGAUUCUGGCCUGAAUGGCAAAAUCAAGUGCAGUCUGACAGGAAAUGUACCAUUUGAAUUAAAACCGUCGUUUAAAGAAAACAUGUAUUCAUUAGUGACAAAAGAAAUACUGGACAGGGAAACUGUGUCACAGUAUGACAUUUCAAUAACAGCUACAGAUUGUGGUGAGCCUCCCCUUUCCACUUUCAAAACGUUGAGUAUACAGGUGUCAGAUGUGAAUGAUAACAUCCCAGUGUUCACACACAAUCCUUUGGAAUUAUAUUUGACUGAAAGCAAUGCUCCUGGCAAAUCCAUAUUUUCUGUGAGUGCAUUUGAUAAGGACUUAAACGAAAAUGCUGCAGUGUCCUAUCGUAUAAUUAGAGGAGAACGUGGUCAUAAUGAUAUGGCAUCUUUUUUGAAUAUCAACUCUGAAACUGGAGAUAUUUUGGCGCAAAAAAGCUUUGACUUUGAGACUCUGAAAACGUUCCGGUUCCAAGUUGUCGCCACAGAUUCUGGAACUCCGUCACUAAGCAGCAACGUCACAGUGCACGUGUUCAUUCUGGAUCAGAACGACAACGCUCCAGUCAUCCUGUAUCCGGUCAGCUCUAACGGUUCUGCUGAAGGUGUGGAGGAGAUUCCCCGCAAUGUGAACGCAGGACACUUGGUGACUAAAGUCAGAGCCUAUGACGCUGAUAUAGGAUAUAACGGCUGGUUACUGUUCUCACUGCAGGAAGUUACUGCCCACAGUCUCUUUGGUUUGGACCGCUAUACAGGACAGAUCAGAACACUUCGCUCAUUCACAGAGACAGACGAGGCUGAGCAUAAACUGCUCAUACUGGUGAAAGACAAUGGCAACGUUUCCCUGUCAGCAACAGCUACUGUGGUUGUUAAACUUGUGGAGCCCAGAGAGGCUUUUGCUGCUGCUGAUGUUAAAAGUGCAACCAAGGAUGAUGAGGAUAAUAAUGUGACUUUUUACCUGAUGAUAACUUUGGGCUCAGUCUCAACACUUUUUCUCAUCAGUAUCAUCGUGCUGAUUGCAAUGCAGUGCUCUAAAUCCACAGACUAUACUUCUAAAUAUCUACAAGAGACUAACUAUGAUGGGACACUGUGUCACAGCAUCCAGUACAGAUCUGGAGACAAGCGCUACAUGUUAGUUGGACCCAGAAUGAGUAUAGGAUCUACUAUAGUCCCGGGCAGCCAUGCCAACACACUGGUGCUUCCUGACAGGAGGGGAACAUCUACAGAGUGGAGUUGGAGCCAGCUAGUGGUGGAGGCUAGGCCCACAGUCUAA
Trematomus bernacchii (emerald rockcod) is the source of this 2373-nucleotide messenger RNA. Its product is annotated as protocadherin alpha-8-like. Gene Ontology annotation, cellular component: plasma membrane. Gene Ontology annotation, molecular function: calcium ion binding. Lineage: Eukaryota; Metazoa; Chordata; Actinopteri; Perciformes; Nototheniidae. The transcript has 2 exons. Gene Ontology annotation, biological process: homophilic cell-cell adhesion. The coding region runs from base 1 to 2373 and encodes 790 amino acids. The record is from RefSeq and is a predicted model, not a curated record.